This is a messenger RNA of Glossina fuscipes, 613 nucleotides long. Its product is annotated as thioredoxin domain-containing protein 17. The transcript is spliced from 3 exons. Gene Ontology annotation, cellular component: cytosol. Lineage: Eukaryota; Metazoa; Arthropoda; Insecta; Diptera; Glossinidae. The coding region runs from base 171 to 551 and encodes 126 amino acids. Gene Ontology annotation, molecular function: protein-disulfide reductase [NAD(P)H] activity. The record is from RefSeq and is a predicted model, not a curated record.
AAUAACGAAAAAGUAAGCGCAGUAAUAUUUUCGUUUUGUCAAUUGCUGUAAUUAAAUUGGUCAAGACGUUUCGAUUAGUGAAAAUUACCGGUGGUAUUUGCAAAGUAUCACGUUUAGGUUUAUAUUCUACAGCGGCCAAUAAAGAAGCCCUAAUUAGGGAAAAAGGGAACAUGGUUCUUCAACAUAAUGUUAAAGGUUAUGAGGAAUUUACGAAACUAGUCGACGAGCUGGAGGGAAGCGGACAACCAAUACAUGUACUAUUUUCGGGCGGUAAAGACGAAAAUGGAGCAAGUUGGUGCCCUUAUUGUGUCAAAGCUGAACCAGUGAUUCAUGACGCCUUAUCAAAAGCCCCCGAAAAGUCGCAUUUCGUACAUGUAGAUGUGGGAGAACGUGCUUAUUGGAAAGAUUUAAGUUGCCCUUUCCGCCGAGAUCCUAAUACGCAUUUAGUCUUUUUGCCUACACUACUGCGUUGGAAGUCUCCUCAGAGGUUGGAUGGUGAACGCUGUUCUAAUAAAGAACUCGUGGAAAUGAUGUUCGAAGAUGAAGAAUAAAUGGGAAUGCAUACAAUUUCGACAAAUAUAUAUAUGUGUUAUAUCAAUUUUCUAAUAACUGC